This is a messenger RNA of Linnemannia hyalina, 2595 nucleotides long. The record is from the annotation of a GenBank genome assembly. Lineage: Eukaryota; Fungi; Mortierellomycota; Mortierellomycetes; Mortierellales; Mortierellaceae.
AUGACUAGUGACCGACGGCUGCGGUCCCCUCGAGACGACGAAGAGAUGCUUGACGCUGACUCGCACUCUUCAAAGCGCUCUCGUAACAUCACCUACGACAACAACCAGCCCUACCCACCUCACUCUGAGCUCAACCUGAACCUCUCUGCUCCCUCGGUCCCUGCUGCCCGUGUGAAAGUCGAGCCAGGGAUACGACCAUCGUACAAGACCAUCCACCACUAUCACAUCGAGAUUUCUCCAGAGGUUCCGCCCAGGAGGAACAGAGAGCUGUGGCAGGAGCUCCAGAGGCACCCUAUUAUGAUGGAUGCUGGCACCCUGGUUGCCUACGAUGGACGCCACAGUGUCUUCUCGCCCAAGCACCUUCCGGCAGUCCACGAUAACAACGGCGCCGUUACUAUCAAGAUAGAACUGGCUGGACAGAAGCAGGAGAUCGCCUUCAAGAUAAUGCACGUGAAUGAGAUCGACAUAGGGACUCUGUUAAACUUCUUGCAGACAGGCCGGUACACUCAGGAUUGUACGGAGGCCAUCCAGGCAUUGAACGUUGCACUCACACACAAGCCUUACUCGAAUAUGGUGACCGUCGGCCGCUCUGUGUUCACGCCAGAUGGGGCGCAGGACUUGCGCGGGGGUGUAGAGAUGUGGCAUGGAAUCUUUCACACCGUGCGUCUCGGUCAACAGCAACUGUUCGUGAACGUAGACAAGUCAGCUGGGGCUUUCGUGAAGGGAGGCAGCGCGAUCGAGUUGAUGAGGUCGAUCGCCCCUCGCUGGAACCCAAGCCAGUCGCUGGACCGCCGGGAGAAGGACGCCGUCGAGACUGUUCUCAAGGGUUGCUUCUUCAGGGUCACGCACCGCGGAAAGCAGUUCAAGCGCAAGUACAAGAUGGCCCAGCUCAGUCGUGCCGGUGCCGAUGAUACCUGGUUUGAUCACACUACCAAUGAUGGCGGAACUCGUAAAGUGAGUGUGGAGGAGUAUUACACCCACACCUACAAUGCCAAGCUGCACUAUCCACGCGCCCCAUGCUUAGGUGUUCCCGGUCGCAACAACACCAUCGCAUAUUUCCCUGCCGAGCUAUGCUAUUUCGAGAGCGGUCAACCUUACAAGAAGAAGCUUAAUGACGAACAAGUUGCAUUGAUGCUCCGAGCUGCGUCUAUGAAGCCUGAACCUCGCAUCCAGAAGAUCAGGCAGUCUAUCCAGACAUUGGACUUCAGGAACAAUCCGUUCCUGGCUGCCUUUGGAAUGAGCAUCUCGGAAAGGAUGGCAGACGUUCCUGCUCGCGUCUUGCAAGCGCCUAGGAUUGAGUUUGCAAGAGGGGUCAAGGUCGUACCGAGGCAGGGAACAUGGGAGCUCAACGCUUCGCAGCAGUAUUUGGGAGGGGCGACCUUGCGUUCAUGGGGAAUCCUUGUGUUUGAGAACGAAGGCCGGCUCCACAGAGGCAAGGUCGAGAGCUUUGUCCGUCGCUUGGUGCAGGUUCUGAGCACCGCCGGUAUGAACAUAGUCAUGAUGGAGCCUCCAAUCGGGUACACUCAACCACAAGGCUCACUUGACAGAGAGAUCGGAGUAGCUCGCAGGAGGAUCGAAAAUGUAUGCCAAGCACCCAUUCAGCUACUGGUCGCAUUGCUCCCAGGAAAAGGACUCAUGUAUCCUGACAUCAAGGCAUACUGUGAGACGACAGAGCCAGGCAUCAUGACUCAAUGCGCGCUUGCCAUCAAGAUCGAAAAGGUCAACGAUGCAUACUGCCGGCUGCUAGGAAUGAAGAUCGUGGCAAAGCUCGGUGGAACAGUUAACCGCUUGGAAGAAAACUCGUUGGGCUUCAUCGAGCGCGGCCGAACGUUGGUUGUUGGUGCAGAUGUCACUCAUGCGGCUCCAGGAGAGACCGACCGGCCAUCGAUCGCGUCUGUGGUCGCGCUUGUUGACGACUGUGGAUUCAGGCAUAUUGGACGGAUUCAGAGGCAGCCUUCGCAAGGAGUGGGAGCUGUAGAGGUGAUUGAGGGUCUUCCUGCGCUGAUGAUGGAUUUGAUCGCCAGCUACAAGCAGAUUAUGAAGCAUCACCCUCAGCGUAUCCUCUUUUACCGUGACGGUGUGUCGGAGUCUCAGUUCGCUGAGAUUCUCAGGACGGAGGUCAAAGCUAUCAAGAUUGCCUGCCACCAGAUCGAUCCCAAGUACAAGCCUGCGGUUACGUUCGUCGUCGUGAAGAAGCGCCACAACACGCGAUUCUUUCCCAUGGAUAAGCGAAACAGUGACAGAUCGGGCAACUGCGAGUCAGGAACGGUGGUCGACACCAUGAUCUCUCACCCCACCGAGUUUGACUUCUACCUACAAAGUCACGCGGGUCUACAGGGAACCAGCCGUUGUGCUCAGUACUGUGUCCUGUAUGACGAGAACAAAUUCACCUCGGAUGAUCUGCAGCAACUGACGUUCAACUUGUGCCAUGUGUACAGUCGCUGCUCCAAGGCAACGUCCAUUGUCCCUGCCGUCCAGUACGCUCACCUACUCGCCUACCGUGCUCGAUGCUACCGCGAUGUUGGUGUCAAUACCGACAGACCCGAGGUCAUGCCCAUCUCUAAUGACCUGAAGAACACAAUGUUCUUUGUCUGA